Messenger RNA from Podarcis raffonei (Aeolian wall lizard), 3085 nucleotides. Its product is annotated as interleukin-6 receptor subunit beta-like. Gene Ontology annotation, biological process: cytokine-mediated signaling pathway. Gene Ontology annotation, molecular function: cytokine receptor activity; cytokine binding. Lineage: Eukaryota; Metazoa; Chordata; Lepidosauria; Squamata; Lacertidae. The transcript has 10 exons. The record is from RefSeq and is a predicted model, not a curated record. Gene Ontology annotation, cellular component: signaling receptor complex; membrane; external side of plasma membrane.
AUGAUGCAACUUGGGGAGAGCACUGGAGUGACUGGAGUAAAGAAGUAGUUGGGUUCACAGCUGAAGAUAGAGUUAAAUCCUUCUGAAGCUAAUGGAAUAAUUUUGAAAUACGAUGUAUCUAUCUUGGGAAAGCCACCACUUCAUUUUCAACAGCAAUUCUACAGUCUGAACACCACACAGCUGACUCUAAAUGUAGAAAAUGGGACAUAUGAAGUGAGAAUUAAAGCAUCGAACAGUGUGGGUGAAUCUCCUGCAUCAGUUUUGCUGAUCCCAGCAACUAACUCAAGAGCUCCUGUGAAAAAUCUUACAGCAUUUCCUAAAGAUGGCAAGCUCUGGGUAGAGUGGAUAGCUCCUAAAACUGAUGUUAAUAGAUACAUAAUUGAAUGGUAUGAAGAGUGUGACAAUUUGACAUGUGCUAGUGAAUGGCAACAGGAGUCUGGAACGAAAAAUCGCACAUUUUUAAGAGGAGGCAUAAAGCCACGGAAAAGCUAUAAAAUAAGUGUGUAUCCAUUAUAUUCAAAUGGUCAAGGAGAAGAAAGAUCAAUACAAGCAUACCUUGAAGAAGAUGCACCUGCUAUAGGUCCCACUGUUCGCACAGCAAAAGUUGGAAAAACUGAUGCCCUUAUUGAAUGGGAACCUCUUUCAGUAGAAGAACAGAAUGGAUUUAUCAAAUACUACAAUAUAAUUUACAGAACAGCUACUGGAAAUGAAACGGUUGUGUUUGUGGACCCUUCUAAAACGGAGUACCCACUGUCGUCCUUAUCAAGUGACACUUUAUAUAUGGUGCAAGUAGCAGCAUACACAAAAAACGGAGGGAAAAGGGGCCCCGCUUUUACAUUUACUACAAAGAAAUUUGCGGAAGGAGAAAUUGAAGCAAUUGUUGUCCCUGUGUGCCUAGCAAUCCUGCUAUUUACUCUUUUAGGUGUAUUAUUUUGCUUCAACAAACGAGAUAGCAUCAAGAAGCACAUCUGGCCUAACGUGCCUGAUCCUUCUAAGAGUGUUAUUGCCCAGUGGUCACCACAAACACCAUCAAAGCAUUUUCAUCAUUCCAAAGAUCAGAUAUAUCCAGAAGGCAGCUUUACUGAUGUCAGUGUGGUUGAAAUUGACAAGAAGUCAUUUUCCGAACAGGAUCCUAAGCCUUUUGACUUGCUUAGAAAGGAGAAAAAUGCCUCCGAAGGGCACAGCAGUGGUAUAGGGGGGUCAUCCUGCAUGUCUUCUCCUCGACAAAGCGUUUCUGACAGCGAUGAAGGCGAACCUGCUCAAAAUACUUCCAGCACUGUGCAGUAUUCAACUGUUGUACCCAAUGGCUACCGGGACCAGAUACCUUCAGUCCAAGUCUUUUCAAGGUCUGAGUCAACGCAGCCUCUACUAGACUCGGAGGAGAGGCCUGAAGAUCCGCCAGUGCUGGGAAGCAACAACUCAACACCAAGACAUCGCUAUUUCAAACAGAAUUGUAAUAACGAUGAUACAGUCACGGAUGAGCCUCAUUUGGAUGGGGCAAAACAGAUUUCUCCAAUAAAUGAGGAAGAUGCUGCUGGACCUCAGACUUUGCAAAUGUGUAGCUCUGGCCCAGAUGAACAUGAUGUUGCCUUAGCAGGUGCUUUCCACCCAAGCCCCAAAGGACUAGCUGCAGAGUUUGAAACAAUGAGAACAAAUGCAGUGACAGAGGAUGAGGUCCCAAAGUGUUACUUACCACAGACUGUAAAGCAGGGUGGUUAUAUGCCCCAGUGAGGAGACACUGCCACCAGUAGAUACUGUUACAUUAUUGGUUCUGAUAAGUUAAACUGUUUUUUUAAUCUUGCUUCUGCUGAACAGUUCAGGUUCAUUUAUGGAAGAAAACGUGGACAACAUGGGUUUGCGGACUUUGAUUUAAGUUGGAAGUUUCCACCCGUUUUUGCAGAAAUAUUCCUUCACACACUACAUGUCACUCAACUUCUCAGGCAAAUUAGUUGCCAUUCAGUUUUCUUCUGGGGCAUCACACUUCUUUUAAAGUAAAAUGGAACACACCUCGUUUUGUUAGAGGUAAAGGCAUAGAGAUGGAGACUGACUGUGAAUACCUUCUUACAGGAUGAAGAGAUUAGUGUAUUAUAUUAUGAAAUGUGCUCUUUUCAUCAACUUUGUUGUCAGCUUUGUAAAAGUACAGUGUUUUAUACUGGAACAACUGUGCUUUAAAAAUAAUCUGGAGACCAAAUCUGUGGCCAAACCUAUGGCAGAAUCAAAAUAUUAGAUGGCAUCUAAUAUUCCCAGAUUAAUGGACCAGAAACACUUCGUUUGGAAAUGUGCCCUCCUUGCCAGUCAAGAACUACAAGCCAGUGGAGUGAGAUAUUUACAUGAAUCAUGACUAUCAAAAUACUAUUAACGUCAAAUGCCAGUAUUUCAUACCCUUCCUGUCUUGCAAAUUGAGCCAAAUCUACUGCCGUUUAAACACUUUUAGAACUCAUAACCUGUGCACUUAUAAGUGCACUUUUUUGCUUUUUAUCAGGAUAGACUUGGGUGAAGUAAACAUAUUUAAUAAUAGAUAAUGAAGUUAUAUAGUAAGUGUGUUUUUAAGGGGGAAAGUCCACUGCUCUUUCUGACUGCCAAUGCCAGGUUCAAGUAUUCCCUGCUGCCAUUAUUAAUUCGUAGAGCAGAAGAAAACUGCAUAGCCAUGGCGGACCCACAAAGACAUCUUGAAGAACUGCAAUAUUGGCACUCUGCAUGGAGGGUUUUCUCUUUCGCCAAUGAAUAAAUCUAGAAACAUUUCUUGCAGAUUCUGUUUGUAUUUAAUAUAAAAUCAUUAAGUUGAGACUGAUUUUUGAAGCAAUCCAAAAGUACUACAAUUGUUUUAACAGGAAAUAAAAGUUAAUUUGAUUCUUCCUCAACAAUUUAACUAUGGUAGUGAUUGUGUUUUGAAAUCUCAGUGGCUUUUACUUUAUAAGCUCUUGCACUGUAAUUGGUGGCUAUGAAGAUCAGCCAGCCAGUCUCUUAAGAAUGAAUAGCUGUAAAACACAUUUUAAUGUUUUAAGGGUUUCUUCUAUAAAAACAAUUGAUUACAGCAAUGUUCUUGGAGUUCAUAAAUUAUAAUAAUGAAUUUGUGCCAUAACCA